Molecule: messenger RNA, 396 nt
Organism: Monascus purpureus
Lineage: Eukaryota; Fungi; Ascomycota; Eurotiomycetes; Eurotiales; Aspergillaceae
Source: the annotation of a GenBank genome assembly
AUGAGGGAAUGCACCACCGAGGAACAAACCACUGUGACCGAGAACAAUGCAUUCAUAUCGAGUCCGAGGACAGCGAUGAGUCCUUCGAGUCUGCCACCUCCCAUACCCGUUCUAGGGAUCAAGCAUGUCCGACACGCUGGUGCAACUGCGGUGACCCGGUCUGCUGUGAGGGAUCCCACGACCAGGAUCAAUUCCUCUGUUCCCCGACUCGAGAGCGUCCAGACCGGCACGGGGAGCAGCACUACUGCUAUCCUUUGGAAAGACCCAGACCGUGCCCUAUUACCUCUGCUCGCCGCCACAUGCACAAACACAGGCACAAACAUCACCACUUGCCCUGCUCUGCGACUCACCGGGACUGUCCCUGCAAUGUUUGCUUCUGUAGAGGAUCAGGAUUAG